Messenger RNA from Sorex araneus (European shrew), 5355 nucleotides. It is a transcript of the gene SCN11A, whose product is annotated as sodium voltage-gated channel alpha subunit 11. Gene Ontology annotation, cellular component: voltage-gated sodium channel complex; plasma membrane; axon. Lineage: Eukaryota; Metazoa; Chordata; Mammalia; Eulipotyphla; Soricidae. The transcript has 26 exons. Gene Ontology annotation, biological process: membrane depolarization during action potential; neuronal action potential; sodium ion transmembrane transport. The coding region runs from base 1 to 5355 and encodes 1784 amino acids. The record is from RefSeq and is a predicted model, not a curated record. Gene Ontology annotation, molecular function: voltage-gated sodium channel activity.
AUGGAUGACAGAUGCUACCCAGUGAUCUUUCCAGAUGCUCGGAAUUUCCGCCCCUUCACUGCUGACACUCUGGCUACCAUUAAAAAGCGGAUUGCCAUCCAAAAGGAGAAAAAGAAGUCCAAAACUCUGACGUCGGAUGAACCCGUGCCUCGGCCUCAGCUUGAUUUGAAGGCCUCCAGGAAGUUGCCCAAACUCUAUGGGGACAUUCCCCGUGAGCUGGUAUCAAAGCCCUUGGAAGACUUAGACCCAUUCUACAGAAAUCAUCAGACAUUUAUGGUGUUGAAUAAAAAGAGGACAAUCUACCGCUUCAGUGCCAAGCGUGCCUUGUUCAUUUUUGGGCCUUUCAAUCCAGUUCGAAGUUUAGCCAUUAGAAUCUCCGUUCACGCCCUGUUCAGCAUGUUCAUCAUCUGCACGGUCAUCAUCAACUGUGUGUUCAUGGCCACCGCUGGGGUGAAGGAGAGCAACAGCACAGACACCAACACUGCCGAGUAUGUCUUCACUGGGAUUUAUAUAUUUGAAGCUUUGAUAAAAAUAUUGGCAAGAGGUUUCAUUCUGGACGAGUUUUCUUUCCUUCGAGAUCCGUGGAAUUGGCUGGACUCCAUAGUCAUUGCAACAGCGGUUGUGUCAUUUUUUCCAUACGUCUCAGUAAACCUGUCAUCUCUGCGCACCUUUCGAGUGUUACGAGCCUUAAAAGCAAUUUCUGUAAUUUCAGGUCUGAAAGUUAUUGUUGGGGCCCUGCUGCGCUCUGUGAAGAAGCUUGUUGACGUGAUGAUCCUGACUCUUUUUUGCCUCAGCAUCUUUGCCCUGGUAGGGCAACAGUUCUUCAUGGGAAAUCUAAGCUACAAAUGUGUCAGGAAUGACUGUCCUCCGAACACCAACAAUGAAUCUUGCUUUGAAAAGAAAAAAAAUUCCAAUGAAUUCAGACUGUGUGGCACCUGGAUGGAAAAUGUCAGUGCCUGUUCUGAUGGAUUUGGGUGCCAUCCUACUGCCUGCAAUCCAGACUAUGGCUAUACGAAUUUUGACAAUUUUGGCUGGUCCUUUCUUGCCAUGUUCAGACUUAUGACCCAAGAUUCCUGGGAGAAACUUUAUCAACAGACCUUGCGGACCUCUGGGCUCUACUCGGUCUUCUUCUUUGUCUUGGUCAUCUUCCUGGGCUCCUUCUAUCUGAUUAACUUAACCCUGGCUGUGGUGACUAUGGCUUAUGAGGAGCAGAACAGGAACGUGGCGGCUGAAACAGAGGCCAAGGAGAAGAUGUUCCAGGAAGCCCAGCAGCUAUUAAGGGAAGAGAAAGAGGCUCUGAUUGCCAUGGGAAUUGACCGAAGUUCACUUAAUUCCCUUGAAGCAUCAUCUUUUUCCCCAAAGAAGAGAAAGCUGUUUGGUAGUAGUAAAAGGAAAUCCUUCUUUUUGAGAAAGUCUAGGAAAGACCAGGCUCCAGGAUCAGAUUCUGAAGAAGAUUCUCCAACAAAGCCACCUCUUCUUGAGCAAACAAAAAGACUGUCCAAGAAUCUGUCAGUGGAGCACCCUGAUGAGCUUGGAGACCCCUUCCAAAGGCAGCGGGCUCUGAGUGCUGUCAGUAUCCUCACCAUCACCAUGCAAGAACAAGAAAAAUCAGAGGAGCCUUGCCUCCCAUGUGGGGAAAACCUGGCAUCCAAAUACCUCGUGUGGGACUGUAGCCCUCACUGGUUGGCCAUUAAGAAGCCCCUAAAAAUUGUGAUGACUGACCCCUUUACUGAACUGGCCAUCACAAUCUGCAUCAUAAUCAACACGAUCUUCUUGGCUAUGGAGCAUUACCCAAUGGAGAAGGAUUUUGAAAAUAUGUUGAACACAGGGAAUUUGGUUUUCACCGGGAUCUUUUUGGCAGAAAUGUGCCUAAAAAUUAUUGCUCUCGAUCCCUAUCACUACUUUAGUCGAGGCUGGAAUGUUUUUGACAGCAUUGUUGCUCUUCUGAGUUUUGCUGAUGUGAUGCACACUCGGAUUUCGGAGAAGUUGCAUGAUCGAAGUGUAGAUCGAAGGUCCUAUAUUCGUUCUUUUAGAGUGCUGAGGGUCUUCAAGUUAGCCAAGUCCUGGCCAACUUUAAACACACUGAUUAAAAUUAUCGGCCACUCAGUCGGAGCUCUUGGAAACCUCACUGUGGUCCUGACCAUCGUGGUCUUCAUCUUCUCAGUGGUCAGCAUGCAGCUUUUUGGUUUUCACUUUAAUUCCACAAGAACUGCUUCAAGCUCCUGUGUCAAUGCACUUCCAGUCUCACCACAGAAACGACGCUGGCACAUGGGGAAUUUCUUUCAUUCCUUUCUGGUGGUGUUCCGCAUCCUCUGCGGGGAAUGGAUUGAAAACAUGUGGGAAUGUAUGCAGGAAACGGAUGACACACUGUGCAUCAUUGUCUUUCUCUCCAUCAUGGUGAUAGGCAAACUUGUGGUACUCAACCUCUUCAUCGCAUUGCUGCUCAAUUCCUUCAGCAAUGAGGAGAAAGAUGGAAACUCAGAAGGAGAUGCCAAGAAAACCAAAGUUCAAUUAGCCCUAGAUCGGUUCUACCGGGCCUUUCGUUUUGUGAUAAAUACUCUUCAACACUUUUGUUGCCAGUAUUGUAGGAGGAAAAAGCUAUCAAAACAAAAAGAGGUGACAGAUGUGCUUUCCACAGAAACCAAAGAAAUCAUUCCCUUGGUCAUAGAGAUGAAAGGGGGUUCAUGUGAUGAAUUUGGACUUCAAACUUCUGCAUCAAAGACCUUGAAUGUUGGCCAAGAUCGAAUUUGGUUGGCUCCACUUGCAGAGGAAGAAUAUGAUUUUGACAAUCUUCCCAAAAUUAAUGUACCCGAGACUGAGAAAAAGGUUUAUGCAGGCCCCCAGGAGACCAAGAGCACAAACAGUCCAGCAGUUCCAACUGUAGAAAUUGUUGUGUUUUCUGAUGAUACCUCUCCUUCAAUGCAGAAUCCCCAAAAGAAUUUUGAUGCCAUCAGCUUACUUUCAGAUUGUAGCACCAUUGAUCCACAGAAUGCCAUGCCGGUAUCUGACAUUGUUCCCAAAAAGCAACCUGGGAGAUGUUUGCCCAAAGGUCUGCGUUUCUGCUUUCCAUGCUGUGUUGUGGACAAGAGAAAGUCCCCCUGGAUGCUCUGGUGGAACCUGCGGAAAACCUGCUACCAAAUAGUAAAACACAGUUGGUUUGAGAGCUUUAUUAUCUUUGUGAUUCUUCUGAGCAGUGGGGCACUGGUAUUUGAAGAUGAUUUCCUGGAAACGAGACCUCAAAUUAAAGAAUUACUUAAUUACACCGACAAAUUUUUCACAUUCAUUUUUAUCCUGGAGAUGGGUUUGAAGUGGGUGGCCUUUGGAUUUAGGAAGUAUUUCACCAAUGCCUGGUGCUGGCUGGAUUUCAUCAUUGUGAUUGUCUCUGUGACAACACUCAUCGAUGCAGGAAUCUUGAGACCUUUCCGGAUUCUCCGAGCACUGCGGCCCCUCAGAGCCCUCUCCCAGUUCGAAGGGAUGAAGGUAGUGGUUUAUGCACUCAUGGGUGCCAUACCUGCCAUUCUGAACGUUUUGCUUGUCUGCCUCAUUUUCUGGCUCAUCUUUUGUAUCCUGGGCAUAAACUUUUUUUCUGGGAAAUUUGGAAAAUGCGUUAAUGAGACAGAUGGGAACUCAGAUCUCAGUGAUAGCAUUGUGACAAACAAAAGUGAAUGUGAAAGCAGAAAUUUGUCCUGGACCAACCUCAAAGUCAAUUUUGACAAUGUAGGAAUGGCGUACCUUUCCCUGCUGCAGGUGGCAACAUUCAAAGGUUGGUUGGACAUUAUGGAUGCAGCAGUUGAUUCUAGAGAGCAAGAACAGCAGCCAAGCUUUGAGGAGAAUAUAUACAUGUACAUUUACUUUGUCGUUUUUAUCAUCUUUGGCUCAUUCUUCACUCUGAAUCUCUUUAUUGGUGUUAUUAUUGACAACUUCAACCAACAACAAAAAAAGAUAAGUGGCCAAGACAUUUUUUUGACAGAAGAACAGAAGAAAUACUAUAAUGCAAUGAAAAAAUUAGGAUCCAAAAAACCUCAAAAGCCUAUUCCAAGACCUCUGAACAAAUGCCAGGGUUUCGUGUUUGACAUAGUCACAAGCCAGGUCUUUGACAUCAUCAUCAUCAGCCUCAUUAUUCUCAACAUGAUUUGCAUGAUGGUUGAAUAUCAUGGACAAGAUAAAGACAUGAAAUACACGCUUGAUCUUCUCAACACAGCCUUUGUGGUCAUCUUUACAAUUGAGUGUCUCAUCAAAAUCUUUGCUUUGAGGCAGUACUACUUCACCAAUGGCUGGAAUUUAUUUGAUUGUGUGGUCGUGGUCCUUUCUAUUGUUAGUACACUCAUUUCUGCCUUGGAAAGUCAUCAACAAAACAUUCCUUUCCCUCCAACACUCUUCAGAAUUGUGCGCUUGGCUCGGAUUGGCCGAAUUCUGAGACUUGUUCGGGCAGCACGAGGAAUUCGGACUCUCCUUUUUGCUCUGAUGAUGUCCCUUCCCUCCCUAUUCAACAUCGGUCUUCUGCUCUUUCUGGUCAUGUUUAUUUAUGCCAUUUUUGGUAUGAAAUGUUUUAGCAAAGUAGAACCAAACGCUGGGAUUGAUGACAUAUUCAACUUCAAAACUUUUGUCCACAGCAUGCUGUGUCUCUUUCAGAUCACCACAUCCGCAGGCUGGGAUACUCUUCUCAGCCCCAUGUUGCAACCAAAAAUGAACUCCUCUAACUCUCAGUCAAAGGAGAAUCACCUCCCUACCAUAGCCAUAACGUACUUUGUAAGUUACAUCAUCAUCUCCUUUCUCAUCGUUGUCAACAUGUACAUUGCUGUGAUUUUAGAGAACUUCAACACAGCCACUGAAGAAAGUGAGGACCCUUUAGGGGAAGAUGACUUUGAUAUAUUCUAUGAGGUCUGGGAAAAGUUUGACCCAGAAGCAACACAGUUUAUCAGUUAUUCUGCCCUUUCUGAUUUUGCUGAUGCCCUUCCUGAGCCUUUGCGUGUGCCCAAACCAAAUAGAUUUCAAUUCCUAAUAAUGGACUUGCCCAUGGUUAAUGGAGAUCGACUCCACUGCAUGGAUAUCCUCUUUGCUUUUACCACGAGAGUGCUUGGUAACUCCAGUGGCCUGGAUAGCAUGAAGGCAAUGAUGGAAGAGAAGUUUAUGGAAGCCAACCCUUUGAAGAAGUUGUAUGAGCCCAUUGUCACCACCACAAAGAGAAUGGAAGAGGAGAGAUGUGCUUCUAUCAUUCAAAAGGCCUUUCGAAAGCACAUGAUCAGGAUGACGAGGUGUCUCUUAGAAGAUAGGCCUCAUGAAAUACUCCAGACUCUUUACGAUGGAGAUUUGCCCAAUGCUGGGGUGGCCGAGGGCAAAGUCCACUAUGACUGA